Eruca vesicaria subsp. sativa (arugula) is the source of this 303-nucleotide messenger RNA. Lineage: Eukaryota; Viridiplantae; Streptophyta; Magnoliopsida; Brassicales; Brassicaceae. The record is from the annotation of a GenBank genome assembly.
AUGUCAAUGAGCUAUGAAGAGCACAGACUUGGUUUCACGCUAAAAACUUUUGCCCCAUGGUUUAUGGCUCUUGGACCUCUCAUAUAUGCAGGAAUGGGAUGGACACUUUACAACAAGCAAGGGCAGCGUAUUCUCAGUGGAAGUGCAUCUGUUCCUCCCACCAAUACGGCUGUCGAAGCAAAAGCAAAGGCAUUGAGAAAGGCGGUUACUCAAAUAAAGAAGCUUGGCUAUGCUCAUGUUACUUUCUGUGGAGAUGUGGUUGCAGGGCCAUUCCUAUUAAUUUGGUGGUUCAAAGCACAUUAA